AUGAGGCCCUGUCUGGUGAAUUACCAGGUUUUCAUCCAGGGCAGUGAACACUUCGAGCUGGAAGUGCGUCUUCUGGAUGCAGAAGGCAAAGUUGUGGCCCAGGGGACGGGGGGCCAGGGCCAGCUGCAGGUGCCCAGCGCCCACCUCUGGUGGCCGUACCUGAUGCACGAGCACCCCGCCUACCUGUACUCAUUGGAGGUGAGGCUGACUGCACAGACGGGAGCAGGGCCUAUGUCUGACUUCUACACUCUCCCCGUCGGGAUUCGCACUGUGGCCGUCACAGAGAACCAGUUCCUCAUCAAUGGGAAACCUUUUUAUUUCCAUGGGGUCAACAAGCAUGAGGAUGCAGAUAUCCGAGGGAAGGGCUUUGACUGGCCACUGCUGGUGAAGGACUUCAACCUGCUCCGCUGGCUCGGUGCCAACUCCUUCCGCACCAGCCACUACCCCUAUGCGGAGGAGGUGAUGCAGCUCUGCGACCAGUACGGGAUCGUGGUCAUCGAUGAGUGUCCCGGCGUGGGCAUCGUGCUGCUCCAGAGCUUUGGCAACACGUCUCUGCAGCACCACCUGGAGGUGAUGGAGGAGCUGGUGCGCAGGGACAAGAACCACCCAGCGGUCGUGAUGUGGUCAGUGGCCAACGAGCCUACUUCCUACCUGAAACCUGCUGGUUACUACUUCAAGACGGUGAUUGCUCACACCAAAGCCUUGGACCACUCCCGGCCCGUGACCUUUGUGACCAGCUCCAACUACACAGCAGACCUGGGGGCUCCCUACGUGGACGUCAUCUGUGUGAACAGCUACUAUUCCUGGUACCAUGACUUCGGCCACCUGGAGGUGAUCGGACUGCAGCUGCAAACUCAGUUUGAGAACUGGUACCGGGCCUACCAGAAGCCCAUCAUCCAGAGCGAGUAUGGGGCAGAGACCAUCGCAGGGUUCCACCAGGACCCACCUCUCAUGUUCAGUGAAGAGUACCAGAAGAGUCUGCUGGAGCAGUAUCACUUGGUUCUGGAUCAAAAACGCAAAGAAUACGUGGUUGGAGAGCUCAUCUGGAAUUUUGCCGACUUUAUGACUAAUCAGUCACCAACGAGAGCAGUGGGAAAUAAAAAGGGGAUCUUUACCCGUCAGAGACAACCAAAAAGUGCAGCAUUUCUUUUGCGAGAGAGAUACUGGAAACUUGCCAAUGAAACCAGCCCUCACCAUUCAGCAGUGAAGAUGCAGUGUUUGGGACGCAGCCCAUUCUUUUUUUAAGGCAAGAACUACCUCCCUGUGACACCGCCUCCAUCAGUCCCUCGGCCCGAGUGAGGGCAACGGCAGCACACACAGCAAGUGCUGCCUGGACUGCCUGUGGCAGACCCAGUUUCUGGCCUGGCUUUUGUGGUAACCUGAUAGAAGGGGACAGUAGAAGUGAAAAGAAAAGCUUUUUUAGUAUGGGAAUAAAGAGUUGGCAGAAAAAUGACCACCCAUAAA
Molecule: messenger RNA, 1464 nt
Organism: Galeopterus variegatus (Sunda flying lemur)
Lineage: Eukaryota; Metazoa; Chordata; Mammalia; Dermoptera; Cynocephalidae
Product: beta-glucuronidase
Exons: 9
Coding region: 1-1245 (414 amino acids)
Biological process (GO): carbohydrate metabolic process; glucuronoside catabolic process
Molecular function (GO): carbohydrate binding; beta-glucuronidase activity; signaling receptor binding
Source: RefSeq, a predicted model, not a curated record